Messenger RNA from Triplophysa rosa, 3909 nucleotides. It is a transcript of the gene tle3b, whose product is annotated as TLE family member 3, transcriptional corepressor b. NCBI's taxonomy places the organism in Eukaryota, Metazoa, Chordata, Actinopteri, Cypriniformes, Nemacheilidae. Gene Ontology annotation, cellular component: nucleus; transcription regulator complex. The transcript is spliced from 22 exons. The coding region runs from base 655 to 3012 and encodes 785 amino acids. Gene Ontology annotation, biological process: negative regulation of canonical Wnt signaling pathway; regulation of DNA-templated transcription. The record is from RefSeq and is a predicted model, not a curated record. Gene Ontology annotation, molecular function: protein binding; transcription corepressor activity.
GGUAGUUGAGCCCGCGUGUCAGUGGGCAGUCUGUGUGUGGUACUGCGAUUGUUGGAGAUACUGGGCAAAGCGUUUGUGAGCGGCUGGCACGUAGGAACCGAACUUUUCACCAUCAAACCUUUAAAAUAAACAAAUAGGUGUUUGGGCGAACUAACCAACAGCAGGAUUUCUACCAAUUUUGAGCAACCGAGACACGAGUCUUAACGAUUAAUAGCUGAGAAAAACCUCCUGUGAGCGAUUGUAGGCGCUGCUCUUCUAGGGUUGGGAUUGUACGUAGCCCAGGCAGCAACCGACUCCAACCAGCGCCUAAUACUGCUCGUAUAAGGUCACGAGUGGAGGAUUUAAACAAUUGCUCCGUGCAAGGGAUUACCGCUGUAUUUACCGUCGCGCAAAGGAUUUUAUGGCGACAAAAGCACAAGCGCAGCUGAACGUUUGACUCUUAUUGGAGAUAAUGAGCCAACGAGCUGGGUUUUUGUCUCGUUCCUCGGCUGCGUGAAGGAUAUAGCGGUUAAGAAGUAGGAGAAACUCGCGUGGAUCCGGCGGACGGACUGGGCUUUGUGUGUGCGUGAGCGCAGGGAGGGGUGACGGACGAGCUCGGAUUACUGAAGAGCGCCACAUCCCCUGGAUCUUCACCUCAUAAAGGAUACAUUCAAGAUGUAUCCGCAGGGCCGGCAUCCGGCACCUCACCAGCCCGGUCAGCCAGGUUUUAAAUUCACAGUCGCAGAGUCUUGUGACAGGAUUAAGGAUGAAUUCCAGUUCCUUCAAGCUCAGUACCACAGCCUUAAAGUCGAGUAUGACAAACUGGCCAAUGAGAAGACUGAGAUGCAGCGACACUAUGUCAUGUACUACGAGAUGUCCUAUGGGCUGAACAUUGAAAUGCAUAAACAGACCGAGAUUGCCAAACGGCUAAAUGCAAUUCUUGCUCAAAUCAUGCCUUUCUUGUCACAAGAGCACCAACAGCAGGUCGCACAGGCUGUUGAGCGCGCUAAGCAGGUGACAAUGACAGAGUUGAAUGCCAUCAUCGGGGUACGUGGACUUCCCAAUCUGCCUCUCACCCAACCUCAUUCUGUAUAUCCUGCUCUGAUGCAGCAGCAGCUUCAGGCUCAGCACCUUUCCCAUGCUGCCCACGGACCCCCGGUCCAGCUGCCCCCUCACCCCUCGGGGCUGCAGCCCCCGGGCAUUCCUCCGGUCCCUGGAUCGGGGUCCGGUCUGCUGGCGCUCGGGGCUCUGGGUAGCCAGGCACAUCUGCCGGUCAAGGAUGAGAAGAACCACCAUGACCUGGAGCACAGAGAACGGGAAUCUAGCGCGCAGAAUAAUUCAGUAUCACCAUCAGACAGCCUGAGGACCAGUGAGAAACACAGAAAUUCAUCCGACUACAGUCUGGACUCAAAGAAACGCCGAGUGGAGGAGAAAGACAACAUGAGUCGAUAUGACAGUGAUGGUGACAAAAGUGACGACCUAGUUGUGGAUGUGUCUAAUGAGGAUCCGGCCACCCCAAGGGUCAGCCCAUCUCACUCCCCUCCUGAGAACGGACUCGAUAAGGCCAGAGCACAGAAGAAAGAUGCGCCCAACAGCCCUGCCUCUGUGGCCUCCUCUGGCAGCACCCCCUCGUCUAAAGUGAAGGACCACCCACACAACGACAAGUCCUCCACCCCAGGUUUGAAGUCCAACACCCCCACCCCACGCAACGAUGCUCCCACCCCAGGAACCAGCAACAACCCUGGGCUCAGGCCCAUACCUGGCAAGCCCCCCGGCAUGGAAGCACUGGCAGCACCUGCACUGCGUACACCAUUGUCAAUUGCGGCACCAUAUGGGGCUCCGUUCGCCAUGAUGGGGCACCACCCAGAGAUGAAUGGCUCAUUGACCAGUCCAGGGGUUUAUCCAGGACUGCACAUCUCCUCUCAGAUGACGGCCGCAGCUGCUGCUGCUGUUGCCUAUGGACGCUCAUCUAUGGGGGGCUUUGAUCCUCAUCCUCACAUGCGUGCUCCUGGUCUGCCAGGAAGUCUGACCUCUAUACCUGGAGGGAAACCGGCCUACUCCUUCCAUGUUAGCGCGGACGGCCAAAUGCAGCCAGUACCUUUUCCUCCAGAUGCUCUGAUUGGACCAGGCAUACCUCGUCACGCCCGCCAGAUCAACACGCUCAGCCAUGGCGAGGUGGUGUGCGCUGUAACCAUCAGCAACCCCACGCGGCACGUCUACACCGGUGGCAAGGGCUGUGUGAAGAUCUGGGACAUCAGUCAGCCAGGCAGCAAGAGUCCUGUGUCGCAGCUCGAUUGUCUGAACAGGGAUAACUACAUCCGGUCCUGUAAGUUGCUUCCUGACGGCCGGACUCUGAUUGUCGGAGGAGAAGCCAGCACUCUUACCAUAUGGGAUCUGGCCUCUCAAACGCCUCGUAUCAAAGCCGAGCUCACCUCUUCAGCUCCGGCCUGCUACGCCUUGGCGAUCAGCCCUGACGCCAAGGUCUGCUUCUCCUGCUGCAGUGAUGGAAAUAUUGCUGUCUGGGACCUUCAUAACCAAACCCUUGUCAGGCAGUUCCAGGGACACACAGAUGGGGCAAGUUGUAUAGAUAUUUCCCACGAUGGCACCAAACUGUGGACGGGUGGUCUGGACAACACAGUUCGAUCUUGGGAUCUGAGAGAGGGACGACAGCUCCAGCAGCAUGACUUCACUUCACAGAUCUUCUCUCUGGGCUACUGUCCAACGGGCGAGUGGUUGGCUGUGGGAAUGGAGAGCAGUAAUGUAGAGGUGCUUCAUCACACCAAGCCAGACAAGUACCAGCUGCACCUGCACGAGAGCUGUGUCCUCUCCCUCAAAUUUGCAUACUGUGGUAAAUGGUUUGUGAGCACUGGGAAGGACAAUCUCUUGAAUGCCUGGAGGACUCCCUAUGGUGCCAGCAUUUUCCAGUCAAAAGAGUCGUCGUCUGUCUUGAGCUGUGACAUCUCAGCUGAUGAUAAAUACAUCGUGACAGGAUCUGGAGACAAGAAGGCCACUGUGUAUGAAGUGAUCUACUAAAUUUACACCUCUGACUGUGGCUUCAACAACCUGCGAAUGGAGCUAUUGUUCAGGCCUGACUUUGAAUGGAUACAACAGGACACUCCUUCACCGUUUUCUGAAAGAUAUCGACAGUAGGAACCCAGGUUGGAAUUUGAGUGGUCCACUCAGGAUCAGUACCAGAUGUUUUUUAAGCACCUCUGGAUUCUUACAGCAGUGGAGCAGUCCUCUACUGAUCAAACUGGAAAAACUAUCCCAAGGACUCCCUGACAGCACUAAUAUAGUAAAUAUUGUCAUGCCUUUGCUUUCAGUGUGCUCAUGGGAUUGUGUGUGCCUAUUCCUUCUGUAGUAUUUUUUUCUUUUAUCUUUUCUCAUUUUAACACAAAGAGAACGAUCUGUGAUGUAAUAUGAAGCAGUGCUUCAAUUUUAGCCUCCUGCUCCUUGGACAAUUUGUUAUAUAAAGUGUAUAUAUGGAGUAAUAAAGACGUUUUAUAAAUAUAUAUAAUUAUAUAUAUUUCCAUGUCCUGAUAUACUUGUGAUGGGUUGCUUUGUCCUCAUGUCCUUAAUGCUUGAUGAAUGUAGGUUAGGACACUUUUUUUUCUUUUCAAUUUUGUAAGCACACUCUCUGGGCUGGCUAUUUGCUAACAGUGGCCAACUCUUGUGGGAAAACCACCGUUUCGGAAUCAUUUUAAGAGACUUUGUCUUCAUUUUUUAGCGAUUAUUUUUGGUUUCGAGUUUAUGUGCUGUUUAUGGAAAUGGGAUCACGUCCUGCGGAGGUCAGAACCGACGGAUCGCUGCAAGAAAACAGCCCAGAAGAGAGUGAGAGUCGUUUGUAAAUUGAAAGGGAUAUAAACUCGGAGGAUAACUAACUUUACUACUUGUCUGUGUCCUUGUGUGGCGUCUUGUUGGAAAGAGGAA